AUUAUACUGUGCACAUGCUGUGCAUUGCAAUGUACUGUGGUGUACUGGCCAGGUGCUGGAUGUGCGAUUAGGGAAGUUUUUGUGACAAUGACAAACGGUACAUAUUCUUAAGCUGAUCGUCUGUGAUACGGGCCAAUGCAAACUAAAUGACAUCACUAAUAUAGAUGGUGCUUCGGAAUCCAAAACUCCCAAGUGUUAAGUAAUGGGUUCUGUAUUGUCGAAUGCGAUUGUGAUAUACAGCAAUGUAAACAGACCGUACAAUACGCAGUGGGUUAAGAUGAUCCUGACUGAAAAUUACGGAGUAUUGAAAAGAUGAAGGAUAAAGUGUCCUGCAAAGGAACGCGAAAUGUUUAUGUGACGUUCGUUUUUACUAUGGCUUCUGAAGAGCAAAAAAAACUUGCAGAAUUUAUAAAAAAUGUACAUCAAAUGCUCCGAAUUAACGCAAGAAAGAUCGGUGCGUCUCAAGCAUGGAAAGAACACUGCCAGGAAGAAAAAAUUUUAUCACAAUAUGCAGAAGCUAUGCGUCAACUUGCGUUAGAACAUUGGGAACAUAAUGCAGAUAAAAAAGUCUACUCUCGCAUCCAGUGGAUUGCUGAACAAAGUUUAAAGUACUUUUUUAAUGGGGGACGAGAAAUUGAACGCAAUAAAGAGAUUAAAAGAAAUCAAUAUCAAGAAAAUAGUGGUACAGAAUAUAAGAAUUUUGCAGAAUGUAAAGAUAAUAUAUCAACAGGUGAAUUGAUACUAUUAGAUGUAGGAAGUUGUUACAAUCCUUUCAGAAAGUACCCCUUUUUUAGAGUAAUUCCUAUUGACUUGAAACCAGCUUCCAAUGACGUUUUUGAAGCAGACUUUCUUAAUUUGUCUGUAACCUCUGACAAGGUGACUACUGAAGAUAUUACAAAAUUGUUACCAAUAAGAUCACUUCCAGAAAACCACUUUGAUAUCGUUGUUUUCAGUUUGCUUUUGGAAUACAUGCCGUCUUGCCAGCAAAGAUUUGUGUGUUGUGAAAAAGCAUAUCAUAUCUUAAAACCUGAAGGCCUCUUGUUCAUCAUCUCUCCAGAUUCUAAACAUGCCUCUGCCAAUGCUUCUUUGAUGAGGCAGUGGAGAAUAUGUUUGGCAUAUUUGGGUUUCACUCGCGUAGUAUAUGAAAAGUUACCACAUAUUCAUUGUAUGGCUUUUCGUAAAAAUUGUCAUGUUGUUGCUUCACAACAAUGGGCUAGGCGAGCAAUGUCUCAGAAAAACGAAUAUUUUCUCAUGGAGAACAUAGAUAAUGUGCAUGAACUUUUGAAGAUCCCUCAAGAUGAUACUGAGUAUUUAAUUGCAGAAGUGGUAGAACAGCCAAUACGAUCUGAUGAAGAUAACUCUGAACUUGUUGAUAUGUUUGAGGAACUUCCACAAGAUCUUGAAUUGUUGUAACUAGUUUUAGUUUAAGGUACCGUCUACAAAGAAAUAUAUUGACACUUUUUGUUUCUCUUGAAAAUAUUGAAAUAUACUGCUCAACAUUUCCAUGUACUAUGGUACAUUUUAUGAUUUCAUUUAAACUUUUCUGGAGUAUACAUGCAUUUUUCUUGAGAUUUAGUGGCUGAAUUGCACCCAAAAAAGUAUUCCUUACAAUUUGCGUAUGUUUGAAGAUUCAUACAAUUUUUUGCAACUAUGUUUCAUGGUUUUACAAUUUGUCAUAUAAACAAAUGUAUGUUACAUACUUUUUAUUAAGAUUUUUGCAUUAGUUGUGCUAACAUUAAAAUAAGCUCAUAAAUUGAUAAAUAAAAUGAAUACAUUGAAACCUACUGGAACGGCCACCUCGAGUAAGCAGUCACCUCCAAAGAUCGAUAAAUUAAUUUUUCUAUAAGACACUUGUAAAUAUAUCUUGUUUCGAGCGGCCACUCACAUUUCGUGAAUUUACCUUUAUUAAGAGACGUCUUCUAGGGAUUUUGGACUGUAACUGAAUAGCGGUAAAGCCGUGAAUACUGUUGAUUUGGUAUUUCGUGGGACAGAACACAUUGUUAACUUUGAUAGAACAAUGACAAUUCGCAAAGAUAUUUUGUUUCAGGAAAUGUUUUUUUUCGUUAAAUAAUACUUUGUUGUUUUUGAUUUGAAAUAUUCCUUUGUAAAUAUCCUUAUGAUUAUAGUAAAUAUUCCUUCCUGAGCAUUCUCCUGAAGUUGGCUAAUCCUUGCCUCUUUCGAACUAAUAAGGACCCACGAAGCACUCUGUGUGCGAUAACCCGACCUGAAGGACAUUAGCCCUUUCUUCU
Gryllus bimaculatus (two-spotted cricket) is the source of this 2249-nucleotide messenger RNA. NCBI's taxonomy places the organism in Eukaryota, Metazoa, Arthropoda, Insecta, Orthoptera, Gryllidae. The record is from the annotation of a GenBank genome assembly.